Messenger RNA from Nezara viridula (southern green stink bug), 3418 nucleotides. The record is from the annotation of a GenBank genome assembly. NCBI's taxonomy places the organism in Eukaryota, Metazoa, Arthropoda, Insecta, Hemiptera, Pentatomidae.
AUUUCUAAUUAUCAUGGGUACAAUGGGUACAAUAAAAAAAAAUACAUACUUCUUGAGUUAUUCUCGAAUAAAGUUUCUUUUCCUCCAUAAAUUUUUUUCCAGAAAUUUCAGGAGGAUAGGACUAUUUUUCGCAUGUGAAGGAGGAGAAUAUCUUCAAAAUGAGUGGUCAACCAUUGAAUUUGAUGAAGAAUUGACGAAGUUAUGGCUUACCGACAAAAAAAAACACCUUUUAGAAAUAAUAUAUAGGAUAAAUAGAAACCUAAUUUAAAAUACAAUGAUCAAAAUGAAUUAAAUAAAUAAAAAACUUAAAAUACAUACACCAUCACAGGCGGAUCUACGGAAGGGGGAGAGGGACUUUCGGGCUGAAGCCCCCCCCAAAAAUGGUAAAAUAUAACCAUGUUUUAUAGAAAACAAUAUUAAAAACUAUCUCUUAAAGUAUUAUUGUUCGUGCAAUUACAUUUAGGAUAGGUCAUAUAAUAGGACUUCAAGAAUCACUUAAACACCAUGUCAUAUAGGUAGUUAGUUUCUUUCUUUUUUUUUUCAAAUAAAUUAUUGUUAUAUAUACAAAAACAAAAGCUUUCGGGCUGAAGCUCUCCCCAAAAUUAAUUCCUGGAUCCUCUAGUGCGCACAUUCUUAUCGACAUAGUGCUAUCAAACUAGGUCAGAGAAGAGCGAAUUGGGGAAAAUUUUGUUUAAAUAGUAAAUUUUUAACGUUAAACACAAACCCUAGGUAUACUGAAAGAAAUUCUGCUCGGAACCUUUAUAUACAAAAAUGUCAAAUUUUACCUUUUUUUUUUGUUGUACCUAUAUUUUGAAAGCUAUUGGUUUUUCGAAAAGAAUAUUCAUUACAAAACUAAAGUAAAUAAAAUUAGCUACAUUCGACAUCCACAAAGGGACGAAUUUCCAAAAAGUAACAUUAACGCAAUCUAUGACUCUUCAUGUUCGAUUUUCAUCGAAACUACUCAUCCAUGCCUGGCCAUACAUGAUAUUCAACCUCAUGUUAUAUACAAAAAUAUCUUAACCGUACAUUUCUUUUCAUAUAUCGGAACAAACAUCACAAAAUGAUGAUAACAGAAGUCCAUCAAAUUGCCUUCCACGUUCAUUAUCUAUACCUAUUUUGUUUCCAUUGACUUUAAUUCUGUUUUUUUUUUUUUCAUACUCAUCUGCAAUUAUUACCUAAUAGCUAAGUUAUAACAUUGUAAAGUGGUGGUUUGUUUUUUGUAAGUUGUUGACACGGGCGGAUCUACGGAGGGAGGGGGGAGCGGAUUUCGGGCUGAAGCCCCCCCCCCAAAAAAAGGGAUCACUUAAACACCAUUUCAUAUAGGUAGUUAGUUUCUUUCUGUUUAUCCAAAGUUAUUAUCUUUAUUUUUAUGAAAAAAAAGGUUUCGGGCUGAUGCCCUCCAACCCAAAAAUUAAAUCCUGUAUCCGCUAGUGGUUGUUGGAAAACUUGAAAUUGUACGAGUUUGGCGUCAUUUUCGUGACCCUUGAAAACUUAAGUUCACCAACUAUCACAUUAAUGUAUUAAUGUAUCCAUCAUGUAUUAAUUCUAUCCCGCAAUAACGAGUGAUAUUAACUUAUUUCUAUUCGUUAUGGCCCCACUGUACUGUUUAGUAGAUCGAGAUAUUUGUUUUGAUCCUUCAUUCACCAUGAGUGAUUUACUUUUUCCUGAAGCAAUUUACUUAAAUAAAUAUUUUAAUAUACUUUGUUCUAUAACUUUAAAUUAUUAUAAUUCCGAUGUAGGCGAAGGGAAAUUGAUCAUUUAAAAAAACAAAAACAUUUAUAUGCUAUUUACCAAGUCCAUACGACAAUUUGUAUCAAUAUGAGUAUCUGUUACAGGUCCAUUUUGACUGUAUCAGUUACUUGUAUCAACUUCUUUUUAUUAUAUAAUCCUUCCUUAAUGGAAGAGCUCUUAUCAGUUCUGAUCUCAAGGACUACCAUUGGCCCCUUAAUAAUUGUCAGUUUGGAUUCCUCUUUCAGUAAUUUGUGAACAGGCGCUAUGGCAACGUUGGCUAAAGGUGUAUUUGUGGUAGCAGCGAAACGUACCCCCUUUGGUACGUAUGGUGGUGCCUUUGUGAAGACAAGUGCCUUAGAACUGCAGGAAGUGGCCGCAAAAGCAGCAUUAGCAGCCGGAAAUGUAGCUCCGGAGAAGAUUGAUCAAGUUAUCAUUGGACAUGUUAUGGCAAAUACAUCACCUGAUGGAGUCAUCGUACCAAGGCAUGUCCUCUUGAGGAGUGGUAUUCCUCAGGAUAGGCCAGCUUAUGCUGUCAACAGGCUUUGCGGUUCUGGAUUUCAGUCUGUUGUGAAUGGAGUUCAAAGUAUACUCGUCGGGGAGUCUGAAAUCGUCCUUACUGGAGGAGUGGACAAUAUGAGCCAAGCUCCUUAUGCAGUUCGUAACGUUCGGUUUGGCGCUCCUCCAUUGGGUACGAGGAUAAACUUCGAGGACACAUUGUGGGAAGGUUUGACUGACACAUAUUGCAAAUUGGCUAUGGGUCAAACCGCUGAAAAAUUAGCUGAAAAGUACAACCUCACUAGAGCUGAAGUUGAUGCAUUUGGUCUUCGCUCACAACAACUAUGGAAGAAAGCUCACGAUGAAGGAAGGUUUAAAGAAGAACUCGCUCCUGUAACUGUCACCAUCAAGAGAAAACAAGUUGUGGUGGAAUUUGACGAACAUCCCAGGCCACAGACUACCAUAGAAGGGUUACAAAAACUGCCAACUGUCUUCAAAAAAGACGGUGUUGUCACAGCUGGAACAUCAUCUGGUAUUUGUGACGGAGCUGGAGCAGUUAUUUUGGCCAGCGAGAAAGCAGUUAAAGAAAAUAACUUGACACCUCUAGCCAGGAUUGUCGCAUGCACUGUAGUCGGUGUUGAUCCCAGCAUCAUGGGUAUCGGCCCAGCUCCUGCUAUAACCAACGUCUUGAAAGUUUCUGGCAAGAGCUUGAACGACAUUGAUAUGGUUGAGAUCAAUGAGGCCUUUGGAGCUCAAACAUUGUCCUGCGCAAAGGAGCUGAAGCUCGACCUGAACAAGUUGAACCCCGAUGGAGGUGCCAUCGCACUAGGACAUCCUCUUGGAGCAUCAGGUUCAAGAAUCACAGCCCAUUUGGUUCAUGAACUCAGGAGAAGGAAGGCCAAGUAUGGUAUUGGUUCCGCCUGCAUUGGUGGCGGUCAAGGAAUAGCGGUCAUGUUGGAAAGCUGUUAAAGAAGAAGGAAGCAGGGAGAAAUUGACUGAUAACUUUUUUUUAUGAUAAAUCAAGCAAUAAUUGUAAAUUUAUCUAAUUGUGUUAAGGCGAAGAUAUGUAUUUUUGGAAAAUUUUCUACUUUAUAUUUUGUUAAUGUUAUAUACAAAUUUUAUAUUUAUACUUUUUAUUGAUAUAAAUAUUAUUUAUAUCAUUUAAAAAAUUUUGUUUAUUUUUUUAUAAGCU